UGCUGAUAUCUCAACAGGUUCUGGUUGGAAACAGCAAUGUCUGCUCUGCCUGGUCGUGAUCAUACUGUGUUCGGUUACACUCCCUCUUUAGACGGCAAAGGCUCUUUUGACGGCAAAGGCUCAAGUUUAGACGGCAAAGGGGGGACAGAGUCAGCAGCAAAAGCAGGCAAAAGGAUGGGUCCUAACUAUGUAUAUUACCGUCUAUACACCAAACUAGGCGCAUUCGAAUCAAAUCACCCUCUCUACAACAACGACCGUUUCAUUGGCCGCGUUCCGUCGAAAUCUUUUGCACCUCCUCUUACCGUGGCGUCUAUCAAGCGGUCCUUGUGUAAACUUGAGGACCUUUCGAAGCCCGACAAGGCGCUUGUGUUCACACCGCUCUCAAGCCCAGCACCCAAAGAAGAUUCUGCCCGCCUCUCUCUGUACGGUCCGUCAGGGCCAGGCCUGACCGAACAAGAUCCGAUCGCGUUGGUUGUCGAGUCGGAAAAGAGGACCGAGGAAGUCUUGCAGUUGGAGAAGCUGCCGGAACGCUCUGAUGAUACCGAGAUCCAUUACGUAUACUAUCGCGUUUACUUAUCGGAGGGAAAAGGAGAUGAAAAGGCAAAGACCUCCUUUGACGAAAGCGAUGUUUCGCUAGGACGCAUCAACACCCUCUUCAUUGCGCCCCCUCACACCGCUGGGUCUUUGAAAGCAUGCAUCGCAAAAGCUGAAGGCCUAGUCACCCCGGGUCAUGCAUCCUACAAGGACAUGGAACUCUUCCAAGACGUGAAUAGUGAAGCUGCGAUGAGUGACACCGACAUCAUAUCCUUCCAAGGUGACACUUAUCCGGGUAGCGAUGAAGGCGAUCCCGUAGCCCUUGUCAAUGCAACCGCCGAUACAGCAGCAGACCAAAAGGCUAAACCUACGCUACGUAAAGUUCUCAGUGAAUAUCCACCAAAAACUGCAGCAACAAAGCGUGCUCGUUCAGAUGGACAAAAUUCGAAAUUCACAAAAUGCGCUCAAGUAAAGUAUACUUGCGGCGAAGAAAGAGACAAACCCACCUGGCUAUCAAUAAAGACGGGUGAGAUCGUCUACACGGAUGGAGUUAUCGUCUCUGUGAAAGACUAUCGUGGUGUGUCUUAUUCAGGAUACAUGGCAAUUGAUUCCAAGGGUGAAAAAGGCUUUGUGAUAGCAAGGUGUGUGCUUUCGGAGGAAUGUGUUGGAAUUUUGGGAUCUGUGUACAUUCCUUACAUUUGA
Molecule: messenger RNA, 1236 nt
Organism: Laccaria bicolor S238N-H82
Lineage: Eukaryota; Fungi; Basidiomycota; Agaricomycetes; Agaricales; Hydnangiaceae
Exons: 8
Coding region: 37-1236 (399 amino acids)
Source: RefSeq, a predicted model, not a curated record